Austrofundulus limnaeus is the source of this 975-nucleotide messenger RNA. RefSeq names its product CD48 antigen-like. The transcript has a single exon. NCBI's taxonomy places the organism in Eukaryota, Metazoa, Chordata, Actinopteri, Cyprinodontiformes, Rivulidae. Bases 37 to 975 code for a protein of 312 amino acids. The record is from RefSeq and is a predicted model, not a curated record. Gene Ontology annotation, cellular component: membrane.
AUCUGGAUCCUGUAGAUUAAAUUUUAAUCUGUGGAAAUGAAGAUAUCGGUCGUGUUUUUGUUGCUGGCAGCAGGACUGGAAGCUGUUUUAUCCGAGGAUAAAUACUUUGAAAUCGGCGGUAAGCUUUCUCUUAAACCCGAGUCUGUCCCUGGAGAAGGAAUCACCGCCAUCAACUGGAAACAUAAAGAAAACGUUGUGGCUGAGUGGAUUAAAGACACUGUUCCUCUGAGUUAUUUUAGAGAGUUUAAAGGCCGAACAGAUCUGGAUACGACCACCGGAGAGUUGACCAUCAGAUCCAUGAAAAAGGCCGAUGAAGGAAUCUUCUCUGUGGAGAUCAACUCUAAAGUCCAGCCUGUUGAAUAUUCUGCCAGGGGGAUCACACAUUUACGUGACAAGAAGGUUGAAGUCMWGSUGAGACCUGWGGCGUGCACCUUCAGCUCACCUCAGUGUACCCUGAGCUGUCAGGCAGUUGUUGGACCUGUUCAGUACUUCUGGCAGCAGGACGAAGGACAAUGGAAGGAGCURCAGAAGGACAUGAWCAUCAMCARWRAUGAGGAAACACGACUGAUCAAAACAUUCAGCUGCAAAAUAAAGAAUCCCAUCAGUGAGAAGAACAGUGAGCCUCUGGAGAAUCCUUUCAUCAAAAAGCCAGAAGAACAGAGUCAUGWUGGUCUGCUUGUUGGGAUUAUUUUCCUGUUGUUAUUAAUAUUGGGAGGUACAGCACUUUCAGUGUUUGCCUAUAAAUAUCCAGAGAAAGUUGCACCUUGUCUACCCUGUGUUGCUGGACCUCCUGAUCAACAUCCCACUGAAGAACCUCUACAUGAUGGAGAAAUGAGCGAGGUGGUCUGUCUGAACACAGAGUCUAACACCAAGACCUCCAGCAAGACUCCUGAAGAACUUGAUGAAAGCAGUGAAACGACCCCUCUGAAAGGUCCUGAGACUGUGACCUCCAACGGGACCCCUGACCAGUCAUGA